Molecule: messenger RNA, 575 nt
Organism: Soboliphyme baturini
Lineage: Eukaryota; Metazoa; Nematoda; Enoplea; Dioctophymatida; Soboliphymatidae
Source: the annotation of a GenBank genome assembly
AUGCGCUGCAUUCGUUCUCAGCUGGAAAGUUUGAUCACGGAUAUACCGCGUUCGGAGAUGGCGGCGAUGGCGCUCGGCUUGGCUCACAGCCUGUCGCGUUACAAACUGAAGUUCAGUCCAGAAAAGGUCGACACGAUGAUCGUUCAGGCGAUAGCACUUCUUGACGACCUAGACAAGGAAAUGAACAACUACGUGAUGCGUCUUCGCGAGUGGUACGGCUGGCACUUUCCGGAAUUGGGCAGAAUUGUCACCGACCACGUUAUGUUUGCGAAAAUCGUUCAGCGAGUAGGAAUGAGAACUAAUAUUGCGGACUCGGACUUUUCCGAUAUAUUGACUCCAGAACUGGAGCAGGAAGUCAAAGCAGCAGCUGAAACAAGCAUGGGAACUGAAAUAUCAGACGGUGAUGUUCAAGGAAUGAAUCAUCUUUGCAGCCAGAUCCUCAUGCUGCAGAAGUACAGAUUGCACCUUAACGAAUACCUGGGCAACCGAAUGCUCGCCUUGGCUCCAAACCUCACCGUACUAAUGGGCGAAAUGGUUGGUGCGCGUCUCAUUGCCCGGGCAGGUAAAUCUUGACU